AUGCCUUGUUUCCAUGAUAAACUUGUGCCGACAAGACUUGUUGCGCCCAGAUCUCCAGUUAUGUAUCUAACACCUGAAGCCUCUCUGGAUGAAACUGUCGUGGCUCCGGCUUUCGAAUUUAAUAUUCCUGGCAUGGCAAUUCAACAGGGAAUGAAUGAAUAUUAUCCUCACUACAUAUAUAAUGGUUCAAGCAAUUAUGGUUUUAAUGGUUGGUUUGAUCAGUCGGAACCAUCUCCCAUGGAAGGAGGAUUCCCUCUUUCUGGAUAUGUACCUAUGGAAGAUACUAUGCCAAGCUGGUCAUUUGGACCAACAGUAAACGAAAUUGGUCAGGUUGACCCCUACAUGUAUCAAGCAGCUCCAGUUUCUCCUUACUCUGAAUGGAGUGGAAAUCAGGUUCCUGUUUGGCAAAACAAAGAAAGGUGCGAGUCAAUUCCUCCUACCUUUUCCAUGAAAGCUGCAGCAGCUUCUGCAAAGCCCUUCUACCCAAACCAAGAAAGAGUGCCUCCAAAACAAGAAGAGAAUCUAAAUGACGGAGGCUUGCCUCUAAGAUCUGAUAUGGAGGUCUGUCCAUUCUAUGGUCACUACGGGGUUUGCAAGGAGGGGCCAGCAUGCACUUUCAAACAUCCAACAAAUCUGGGCAAGACUGUUCCUCCAGCUGGAUCUGAAGAGGCUCCGGUCUCUGCUGAUGGAAUUCAAGAAGCUCGGGUUCCUCCUUCUGGAUCCCAACAAGCUCACCAACCCCAGCUUCCGGAUCUGAACAGUACUCAAGAUAAAAACUGA
Daucus carota subsp. sativus is the source of this 780-nucleotide messenger RNA. RefSeq names its product zinc finger CCCH domain-containing protein 43-like. NCBI's taxonomy places the organism in Eukaryota, Viridiplantae, Streptophyta, Magnoliopsida, Apiales, Apiaceae. The transcript has 6 exons. The record is from RefSeq and is a predicted model, not a curated record. The coding region runs from base 1 to 780 and encodes 259 amino acids. Gene Ontology annotation, molecular function: mRNA binding; metal ion binding.